Molecule: messenger RNA, 1945 nt
Organism: Bactrocera latifrons
Lineage: Eukaryota; Metazoa; Arthropoda; Insecta; Diptera; Tephritidae
Product: dynein heavy chain 3, axonemal-like
Exons: 8
Coding region: 21-1805 (594 amino acids)
Biological process (GO): microtubule-based movement
Cellular component (GO): dynein complex
Molecular function (GO): dynein light intermediate chain binding; minus-end-directed microtubule motor activity; dynein intermediate chain binding
Source: RefSeq, a predicted model, not a curated record
UGUACGCCAAGCAGCGUAACAUGUAUGACAAGACAAAAACGAUUUCAUUGGGUCAAGGUCAAGGUCCACGUGCCGAGAAAAUGAUAUUGGAAGCAAAUCGCUAUGGCCACUGGGUGGUUUUGCAAAACUGUCACGUCGCCGUCAGUUGGAUGGGCGAAUUAGAGCGCAUUUGCAAUGACACCACGCUGGCGGAUGCAGCACAUCCCGACUAUAGGCUGUGGUGUACCUCAUAUCCGAGCAAUGUGUUUCCCGUCUCGGUGCUACAGAAUUCGGUGAAGAUGACAAAUGAACCGCCAAAAGGUCUUAAAGCGAACAUGUUUAGGUCGUUCAAUUCCGAUCCCCUGGUACGCGAUAAAUUCUUUACGAAUGCCUUCUUGUACUCGGAUAUGGCAAAUAAGUGCUGGCUGCGCGGCGUCUUCGCCUUAGUCUUYUUCCACGCUGUGGUGCAGGAGCGCCGUGAGUUCGGACCGCUUGGCUGGAAUAUACCGUACGAGUUCAGUGAGGCGGAUUUGAAAAUAUCGCUGAUGCAGCUGAAGAUGUUCAUCGCACAAAGCAAGAGCAUACCGUUCCGUGGACAUGUUUAUCUCACCGGCGAAUGUAACUAUGGUGGGCGUGUUACGGAUGACAAGGAUCGCCGCUUAAUCCUUUCACUGCUCAACAUGAUAUAUAAUCCGACCACAAUCGAAAUGGACAAUUAUCCCUUAUCACAAUCCGCCACCUACCGUGUGCCCCUAAAUCCAACUCGUCUCAACGCGCUCGAAUAYAUUUCGACGUUUGCACUUAGUCCUCAUCCGGAAGUUUUCGGUUUACACGAAAAUGCCGAUAUCAAUCGCAACAACAAGGAAACCAACAGCUUGAUUGGAGGUGUAUUACUUACCCAAACGGAUUUAAUGGCUUCAGUGAAAGCAAGUGGCGCAGCGGGUGGCGCCAGCGUUGACCCGGCAUUUGCCAUAUGCAAAGAAAUUCUGUCACGCCUACCACAAGCCUUUAAUAUUACCGAAGUGGGUCAAAAGUAUCCGGUGAUGUAUACAAAUUCCAUGAAUACGGUACUGCGACAAGAGCUGAUAAGAUUCAAUCGCUUGUUGGAUUACAUACGCAAAAGUCUCGUCAACGUACAAAAAGCCAUACAAGGUCAAAUCGCCAUGAUACCCGAAUUGGAGCGCACACAUUCAUCAAUGGUGAUCGGUAAAUUACCAGCCGACUGGCUGAAGAAAAGCUACCCAUCGCUCAAGCCACUGGGCAGCUACGUUACGGAUUUCCUAACACGCUUGGAAUUCUUUCAACGUUGGAUUGACGAGGGCGAACCAACUGUUUAUUGGCUGUCGGGUUUUUAUUUCACUCAAUCCUUUAUCACUGGUGUAUUACAAAAUUACUCACGAAAGAACACUUUUCAAAUUGAUAUGGUUGAAAUCAAAUUCGAAGUGACCAAGUUCGAGACGGAAGUUGAAAAACUACCAAGCUUUGGCGCAUACAUACGUGGUCUCUUCUUGGAAGGCGCACGCUACAAUCGUGAAACCCAAGAGCUAGAUGAAUCCUACUCAAAAAUUCUGUUCGAUACAUUGCCGGUGAUAUAUUUUCGUCCCACCUUGAAACAGUCACAGGAUGGUGGACAGGCGGCCAAGGAAGACGACAAAGGGCGUACCAUCUACGAUUGCCCGGUUUAUAAGACAAGCGAGAGGCGUGGUGUACUCUCAACGACUGGUCACUCCACCAAUUUUGUGAUGUACAUGCAAUUGAAUUGCAGUAAGGCACCAAUGCACUGGAUCAAUCGGGGCACCGCCUCCCUCUGCCAAUUGGACGACUGAGUUGCUUUUGAAGUCGUGCUGAUAUAAUCGCAUCUUAUAUUUUUUAUGUUUUAUAUUUUUUUUUCUUUUCAAUGAAUAUAAGAAUUCUCCCUAUUUCGACCUCAUAUUUUCUCUUACAAUAAAUAUUAUUUUCAUAUGCA